GCAGCCUCAGUGUCUGGCUCAUAAUCAGCUCAGGCCUUGCAGUGGAAGCUGUUGUUGACAUUGGGCUGUCACACUUGCCGGCUCCUAGCCAGUAAGCGGCGGGGUCAUAUGAGGAAACGCGCGCUUGUGUAUGCCAACCAAGCGACCUGCAAGAUUAACAUUCAGCGCGGCAACGCCUCUACUCCUCGGUAACCUAGAUAUCGCGGCCUGUGUUCCACUAAGCCAUGUCGUCUGAAGAGUGGACAGCCACAGACAAGGACUCGACGUCCUCCAAGCUGAUAAAGAAGACUAAAGAAUCCCCAUUUGUCCCUAUAGGAAUGGCUGGCUUUUUGGGAGUGGUGGCUUUUGGCCUCUACAAGCUGCGUAGCCGCGGGGACCAAAAGAUGUCCGUGCACCUCAUUCACAUGAGAGUUGGGGCACAAGGAUUCGUUGUUGGUGCCAUGACCUUUGGUGUAUUAUAUUCUAUGUACAAAGAGUAUAUCAAGCCUCGCUUUCAUCAUAAAGAUGACUGAGGAGCCCAGUCAAGAAGACACAGCACUCUUCUGUCCAUAAACCUUGUCUGGUACCCAUCCAAUAAAACUGGCACAAGAUUAGCAGUAUGUUUUAGAAUCUGUUUUAUCUAGUGUUACUCCUCCUCUAUUUACUAAUACUAGGAUUGUACUGUAACUGUUUUAU
Molecule: messenger RNA, 675 nt
Organism: Nanorana parkeri
Lineage: Eukaryota; Metazoa; Chordata; Amphibia; Anura; Dicroglossidae
Gene: HIGD1C
Product: HIG1 hypoxia inducible domain family member 1C
Exons: 4
Coding region: 225-512 (95 amino acids)
Biological process (GO): mitochondrial respirasome assembly
Cellular component (GO): mitochondrion
Source: RefSeq, a predicted model, not a curated record